Molecule: messenger RNA, 1112 nt
Organism: Podarcis muralis (Common wall lizard)
Lineage: Eukaryota; Metazoa; Chordata; Lepidosauria; Squamata; Lacertidae
Product: CMRF35-like molecule 5
Cellular component (GO): plasma membrane
Molecular function (GO): transmembrane signaling receptor activity
Source: RefSeq, a predicted model, not a curated record
UGCUGAGUCUAGCCCUAGAAAAGGCAAUUGCAGUUAGGCAGAGGCAAUGCUUUUUUUCUUCCCCCUCACUCUCAUUGCUAGGAUGUUCUAUCGUAAAUUGUUUUGAGGCACAGAACUAUCUCUGCCCGGCUGGUUGUCAUUACAAUAGGCUGGUUGUACAAAACAACAAUGUGGGAAAAGACAUGGGAGGAAGCCAAAGGAAGUGAUGAAGCAAUGUGAAGAAAGAAGAAGCAAGAAUUGUUUGCCUCCGUGACAGGCAAUAUUUGCAGAUAAUUGUUUUUAAGUGUCCCAAGGAGAAGUGAGAUGUGGGAAGGGAGCAGCUGUCUAGUAGACCAGACGAUGCAGCCGCUGUCCUUGCUGGGGCUGGUAUUCCUCCUGCCAGGAUGUUUCUCUGACUUGACCGUCCUCAAGAUGCACGCAAUCCUGGGAGGAUUGGCGUCUGUGGAAUGCAGAUACGAUGAACGGUAUAAGGGAAACCCAAAAUACUGGUGCAAAGAAAUGAGCAAAACAUCAUGUGACAAAAUUGUCGAGACUUCAGGUUCAGAAGAGCCAGUGAGGAAAGGCAGAGUCUCCAUCAGAGACAACCAUUCAUUAAACCAAUUCACAGUGACGAUUGAUGAGCUGACCAACAGUGAUACCGGCAUGUACAAAUGUGGCAUGAUUGUGCGGGGAGGUUCGGAUCUGAUGGUUCCAGUCAAUGUGACAGAAACUACCAGAGGACCAGAAGACGCCUUUCACAAGGAUAUCAGUUCUAUCAGAUACCUGGUCUACAUGUCCUUCCUGGUUUCAGUUGCCUUGAAAGCCCCCAUCUUCCUGGGUAUGAUCCUUGCAAUUAUCUGGAUGCGCAGUAAGAAGACAUAGCCUUCUGAGGAGGUGACGUCAGAAGGACCACUGUGAGAACUAUCACUACUUCCUAUCUGGACAAUGACUCAACCCAACAAGAAAAGAGGAAACGAACUAUGCAAGAAGGCAUUUUUCUCAGCUUGUUCCGUUGUCGUUCUGCUGUGUCCUCAACUUCUGCAUCUGCAAGUACCAGGAUCCAAAGAAGCCAAUCAGCCUCAAAGUCGCUGUGCAUUUGUCUACUCUGAAACAGAGAUCAGUCACAGUCUGGA